Messenger RNA from Saccostrea cuccullata (small rock oyster), 1118 nucleotides. Its product is annotated as histone-lysine N-methyltransferase EHMT1-like. The coding region runs from base 185 to 841 and encodes 218 amino acids. Gene Ontology annotation, molecular function: protein binding. The transcript is spliced from 5 exons. The record is from RefSeq and is a predicted model, not a curated record. NCBI's taxonomy places the organism in Eukaryota, Metazoa, Mollusca, Bivalvia, Ostreida, Ostreidae.
AAUAGAUCUAAAAGCGCAGUGUCGGACCCUGGAAACACCAUAGGUGUCUACAGGUGCCAAGAAAGAGUAAGCAUCCCCAUAUCGCUUGAUCAGUAAUGCCUUUGUGGUCAUCAAGAAAAGGGGGCCCUGUCCUACUGACCUCGUGUACCUUUUCCUCCCAAUAUCUUCAAUCAUAACGUAUAAUAUGGAAGUGAAAAACUUUUCUGAGAAAGAACUUGUAAAUUCUGUUAACAAAGGUGACUAUAGUGCUGUGAAAAAACAACUAAAAUCUGGUGCGGAUCCAAACAUUUAUGAUGAAGAGGGAAACCCGCUCCUUUUUCUUCCGAUUAUCAGUGGGGAUGAUGAAAUGAUGGAUAUACUCUUGUCUUUUGAUACAUGCAAUAUCAACAUUCGCAGCCAGGAUCUCCGGACGCCGUUACUUAUUGCAGUAGAGUUGGACGACUUGGAGUUUGUGAAGACCCUCAUCAAAGCAGGAGCAAACAUCGAUUGUACUGAUGGUUCGGGGAAGACACCUCUGCUCUUAGCGCUGGAGGAGGGGCGUUUUGAAAUUGCCGAGUACCUUAUUAAGCGUGGUUGUAACGUAAACGUUGUAGACGGGUUGGGACAAAGUGCUCUCCAAUUUGUGGCAAACGGAACUCAUAGUCAUUGUAUAAGAAUGGUGGACAAAAUUCUCAAAAGUGGUUUUAAUUUAGAGGAACAUAACGAAUGGAUUCCAGCGGCGAAUGUAAAAUCAAGAACACUGGGCCGAAAAACGAAGAUUCCUAAAGUCAUGCGAACAUUCAGCAUGAGAGUGAAAAAUUUCCCGAGUUUCCGAAAAGCCAAACCAAAUACCCAUACCUGAGGCUUCAAAAGGAAAAUCCAGUUCAUCAGGCCAACCUGUAUGAUGAAUUGCAAGAGCUCUACCAAAUCAAAGAGCGUAAAAAACCUCAUGCCAUAAAAACCUCAUCUCAAGCCCGGUCCCAAUAGACACCUAUGCAGCGCAAGGCUGCCCUUUUUGACCAUUAAUUUCUUCACCUGACAAGUCGCUGGUGAGAAGUGGAUUAUGCAUUCAUACUUAAAUCGUAAAAAAGCCCUGUCAUGGAAAGAUGCAAGGACUGCGUAAAAACUGAUCGAGAAGA